Messenger RNA from Python bivittatus (Burmese python), 1753 nucleotides. RefSeq names its product homeobox B9 (gene HOXB9). The record is from RefSeq and is a predicted model, not a curated record. Lineage: Eukaryota; Metazoa; Chordata; Lepidosauria; Squamata; Pythonidae. Gene Ontology annotation, molecular function: RNA polymerase II cis-regulatory region sequence-specific DNA binding; DNA-binding transcription factor activity, RNA polymerase II-specific. Gene Ontology annotation, cellular component: nucleus. Gene Ontology annotation, biological process: proximal/distal pattern formation; regulation of transcription by RNA polymerase II; anterior/posterior pattern specification.
AUGUCAAUUUCUGGAACUCUUAGCAAUUACUAUGUCGACUCCAUUAUAAGCCAUGACAACGAAGACUCUCCCGCCGCCAAAUUCUCUUCCGGGCAGUACUCAAACUCCAGGCAAACUACCCACACUGAACACCUCGAGUUCCCCUCCUGUAGUUUCCAGCCCAAAUCCUCCGUUUUCAGCGCUUCCUGGACGCCUCUGCCGCCACACACUGCUGCUACCCUUCCUUCGGUCUACCAUCCCUACAUCCAGCAUCAAAACAUCCCUACCUCAGAGAGCAGGUAUCUACGAAGCUGGCUGGACCCAGUGCCCAGAACAGAAAACAUAGCAGCCGGGCAGGGACCAGUUAAAACAGAACCGCUGCUGGGACACCCCGGGGAGAUCCGUAAACAGGGGACACAGGAGUACCAUUUAGACACUUCUGCUGCAAGGGAAGGGAUCGCUUCCAGUCAAAGGCCCAGCUUCGAGGACAAUAAAGUUUGUGAAGGAAGCGAGGACAAAAGCAGGCCAGAUCAAAGUAAUCCAGCAGCCAACUGGUUGCACGCUCGCUCCUCCAGGAAGAAACGAUGUCCCUAUACAAAGUACCAAACCCUGGAACUGGAGAAGGAAUUUCUGUUCAACAUGUACCUCACCAGGGACCGUAGACAUGAAGUGGCCAGGCUUCUCAACUUGAGUGAAAGACAAGUCAAAAUCUGGUUUCAGAAUCGCAGGAUGAAAAUGAAGAAAAUGAAUAAGGAACAGGGCAAAGAGUGAAGCUUUCUUCUCCUUCCCCCUUUCUCUGUUCUGCCCCAAUUUUCACCCCUCUCAAAACUUAGAUAGUUUUUGAUGGGCAAUGACUUCCUUCUCAGCUGUGCUUGAGAUGAGGACAAAAGCAAGCCAAGCCAGAAAGAGGACUCCUGGUUGGCAUGCAAGGGAUUCAGAAUGACUGCACCUGCUUGUUUCCAUUUGACGUCCUUCCCACUUCUUAAAUAUAUUUACUGAUCACUCCAGCAGAGGACAUUAAGGGGGGAAGUUAUGUAUUGAAAGGUAAUUGUUGACAGGCAAUAGUCUUUAAGGAUAGCUACUUCCUUUUGUUUGUUAGGCCUUCCCUAACCUGAAGCCUUCUAAAUAAUGUGGACUUCAAGUCCCCCCAUCCCCAGAAUUUAUGGGAAUGAGGAGAGUUGCGAUGCAAGACAUUUGAAGGGCAGUCAUUGGAGGAGGAUUGCUUUGAAUGAUAUUGAUUAAGCCAAGAAAAAGAAAGGAAAAGAAAUCUGACUAUAAACCUGUCCUCAACUAAGGGCACAUUUUCCUUAGAGGUUGGAAUUGGAAUGAUCCAGGAGCAACAACUGUAGAUAUACCCAAGUGAACGAUACCCCAAUUCAACCUCCAUAGAACAUUCCUUUUCUUAAGGCAGACAAGAUCAUUUCUAACCCCCUCUGUACUCGGAGAAUCAGGAGGAAAACUCCAGGAGAACCAUUUAUAAACCUUUUUGAGGGCUUUGCAUUCAGAAGGCAUCUCUCUUUCCUCCUUUCCCUUAGUCUAUAUUUACCUGUUUGAUGAGCAGCUUUUAGAAAGGAAGAUACUUUAGUCAGAACAUUUCCCCAAACAAAGCCCACAGCAAACCUUCUUCACAAGGCAUCCAGGGAGGGCCACACUCACUGGCGUGCUCAUCCCUUGCCUUGGCUUGGCACAGGGGAACUUUCCAGGGGGGAAGGUUCUGUGCUUACAGUUGUCCACCAAGGCACUUCUAACUUUUAAGGAGAAAAGGAGGGUCAGA